Messenger RNA from Limulus polyphemus (Atlantic horseshoe crab), 711 nucleotides. Its product is annotated as potassium channel subfamily K member 18-like. The record is from RefSeq and is a predicted model, not a curated record. Gene Ontology annotation, cellular component: membrane. Lineage: Eukaryota; Metazoa; Arthropoda; Merostomata; Xiphosura; Limulidae. Gene Ontology annotation, molecular function: potassium ion leak channel activity. The annotation marks the transcript as partial. The transcript has a single exon. Gene Ontology annotation, biological process: potassium ion transmembrane transport; stabilization of membrane potential.
GUUACGGAAACAUCGCUCCUAAGACCAACUGGGGAAAGCUUGUGACUAUCGUGUACGCAAUUAUCGGUAUUCCUUUGAUGUUUCUUUACCUCACCAACAUCGGAGAUCUUCUAGCCAAGUCUUUCAAGUACAUCUAUGGACGACUUUGCCGAUGCAAACCAAAUGACGAGAAACGUCGACGUCGACAUCGCGAGCACUACCGAGUUCACCAUAUUGUUCUCCACGACACGACAUCAAAUAUUAACAAUUUUAUAGACCCUAAUUUUCCCAGUAAAUUUGGUAGACCUCGACUAGACGAAACCAAGAUGGAAACCUUACCAGAGGAAAUCUCAGAAGAAGAGGAUUAUGGGAAACAAAGAAUCGUCGUUCCAAUUACUUUGUGCUUAGUACUAAUUACAGGAUACAUCUGUGGGGGCGCUUUUCUGUUUUCGAUCUCGGAAGGCUGGAAUUAUUUAGAUGGCGCUUACUUCUGCUUCGUCACGCUGAGUACUGUUGGGUUUGGUGAUACUGUCGUUUCAAAUGCUGAAAGUUCACAACACAAACUGGUUAUUUGCUCACUCUACCUGCUUGGUGGUAUGGCUUUAAUCGCCAUGUGCUUUAACCUUGUGCAGGAUGAAGUCCUUUACAAGUUACGGAGUGUGGGAAUGAGAUUAGGGAUAAUACAGGAACAGGAAGAUAUACAGGAAUGAAGCUAGAGACGAGGCUGAUGAU